CGUUGCUCUACGCCGCGCAUCUCAUCUUCCCGCUCACGCCCAACUUGGUCCAGAUACUGUUCGAUACAUAGAGUCCUAUCGAGUGCAUCGUUGCUUGUCUGGCCGCACAGUCGGAACAGAGGUCCACGAUCGGGCUGCUGCCUGACGACUAUCGCCAGUAUUGAGGGCUACUGCUGCGGCGUUGGCGCUGGCGCUGGCAUUGUUUGCUGACUGAUCUGACCUUCCGCACCUCUUCCUGCCUCCAAGAUGACAAGCUCGAUCUACUACAAGUUUCGCUCACAAAAGGAUGCCUCCACGAUCACAUUCGAUGGCACGGGCAUCUCGGUCUUCGACAUCAAGAAGGACAUCAUCGCUGCCAACAAGAUGGGCGGCAAGGCAAGCGAUUUUGACUUUGCCAUCUUCAAUCCAGAGACGGACGAAGAGUAUCGACAUGACUCGACCAUCGUACCUCGCGCGACAACCGUGCUCGCCAGACGGACUCCCGCCUCGCGACGCGGCCAAGGCAAUGCACAAAAGUAUAUCGUCGAUGAGUCUACACUUCACGCGGCUGCGACGACCGUCUCGGCUCCUUCCUUGCCCUUCCAAGCCAAAGGUCCAAUGUCAAUGAGAUUCGACAACGCUGCAGCCACUGUGCCUGCAGGUGACGAUGAGGAGUCUCGGCUUGCCGCCAUGUUUGCUCAAUCCGGCCAGCAAUGGGAGCAGCAGUCCUCCCAACUCUCAAACAUGAGGGGUCCACGACCUUUUGCGCCUAUCGGCAGCAAGCCGGGAGCUGCACCUCCGCGGCCCGGCUUUGUUCAUGGCAUUCAGCGUGGACCGCCACCGGGCGACUAUACGUGUCAUCGAUGCGGUCAGCGGGGUCAUUGGAUACAAGACUGUGCGACGAACAGUGAUCCAAAUUUUGAGAACAAACCCAAACUUAGGCGAACGACUGGUAUCCCUCGCAGCUUCUUACAGACAGUCGAGGCGCCCACGGAAGGGGCUGCGGCAGGUGUCAUGGUCACUGCUGAUGGUGGCUUUGUGAUUGCCCGUCCUGAUGCUGCAUCGUGGGCGCAACGCAAGACCGGUCGCAAGAAUCUAACGCCAGCCGAUGUGCAAAACCUCGAACCGACUGACCCGGACUUGAGCUGUCCGAUCUGCGCAAAGCUCCUCAAAGAUGCGGUCAUCGUACCUUGUUGCUCUACGUCUUUCUGCGAGACUUGCAUACGACCCUAUCUCGAGAAGAACAGCAUGAUCUGUCCAGAAUGCGAGAGCAAGGUCAAAGGUCUCGAUGCGCUCAAACCUGAUGAAGAUCGUCGGACGCGCGUGAAGGAAUAUAUUGCAGAGAUGGUCGAGCAAUCUCGCGACGACAACGCGCCUGGGGCCAAGACGGAAGAUGGCAAAGAGGAAGAAGGGGAAGUCAAGGCUGAAGACCAGUUGGCGGAGGAGGCAAAGCCUGAAGACUGCACGAGCGAAGACCAGAAACCAAAGGUGGAAUCGCCUUCAAACGAAGCGGAAGCAGGCAUUGCGCCGGCAGAAGCCGCUGCGCCAGCUGUCAAUGGGCUUUCGGGCAUGAUGGAUCCAAUGUGGAUCCAGACUCAGAUGAUGCAGUGUCUCAUGAUGAUGAAUAACCCAGCACUGCCGCCGCCGAUGCGCAUGCAAGCGGGCUUCCAGCUACAGCAGUUUCAGGCAAUGGCAGUUGCAGCUGGCUUUGCCCAGCCGCUGCCUCAGCAAGAUCAAACCAGAGGGCAGAAGCGCGGUGCGCAAGACGAUCGAAAUGGCCCCACCUCGCGUCCUCGCUAUCUCGACUAAAG
Messenger RNA from Mixia osmundae IAM 14324, 1790 nucleotides. RefSeq lists its product as uncharacterized. Gene Ontology annotation, cellular component: nucleus. Bases 247 to 1788 code for a protein of 513 amino acids. The transcript is spliced from 6 exons. Gene Ontology annotation, biological process: protein ubiquitination; ubiquitin-dependent protein catabolic process; mRNA processing. Gene Ontology annotation, molecular function: nucleic acid binding; ubiquitin protein ligase activity; zinc ion binding. The record is from RefSeq and is a predicted model, not a curated record. NCBI's taxonomy places the organism in Eukaryota, Fungi, Basidiomycota, Mixiomycetes, Mixiales, Mixiaceae.